Molecule: messenger RNA, 1810 nt
Organism: Stylophora pistillata
Lineage: Eukaryota; Metazoa; Cnidaria; Anthozoa; Scleractinia; Pocilloporidae
Biological process (GO): protein homooligomerization
Molecular function (GO): protein binding
Source: RefSeq, a predicted model, not a curated record
CGCUAUUUAAGCAAUAGCGAAAAUCAGACCUGAAAAAAAUCAGGCCUGUAUCUCAAUUGUAUCUCAAAGAGAAGGAUAGUUAGUGUUGUUCAAGUGAGAGUGCCUAUUCUACCCCAACAGAAAAGGUAUUGAAAAAACGGGAUACUAACAAUGAAGUGAGCAAUAUACAUGUCAGGAAUCUUCCGAUUGCUUCUAACACAAGAGAUUUUCCCGAAAAUAUUCACGUUAAAACGACCCACAGAUUCGACAUACUUAACUAUUUUUAAUGUCCCAAAGACGAAAACUCGCUCAAUCACACGUCGCCUUGCACAUGGUUAUCUUUUCUUAAAUCCUAAUCUUACAUCACGUGAUUACAGCUAAUCAAUGGGUAACGAGAACAAAAGGAACAAAGUUCACUUCCACAGUGUGACAGUCACACAGUCCAUUUCUCAACAUACAUUAAUGUUCCAAUAUACUGUUUUCCGUGUUUUCUCUUUAUUCCUAUCAAGAUAUAUAUUGAACUACCUCCGCGAUGGUGACCUUCUUUACCCUGAUGACCAAACUGCUAAAGAGCAGCUCCUGAAAGAAGCAAAGUUUUACCAAGUUCAAGGUAUAAUUAGUUAUCUCGAGGAAGCGCUGUCUCCAAUACACUCAUCAAUAAUAAAGGAUAAAAAUCACGUUUCAACUCUUCUGUCUUGGAUGUCACCUGGGACUACUUUUUCUCUGCUGUAUUGUGCCUCUGUAAAUGGCAAAAAUCCUGGUAUUUUUCACCGCUGUUGUGAUAAGAAAGGGCCUACUCUUUUGGUGAUCAAAAGUGGAGAAUACAUCUUUGGUGGCUAUGCUUCAAAGUCCUGGAGAUCAGCUCUAUCCGUGCGAGGCAUUGAAGAUAGCAAAUCUUUCCUAUUCACGCUGGAAGGUCCUUCUGGAAGUGAACCGAUAAGGAUUAAUCCAACACCCGGUGCGCAUGGUGGCAUAAGGUGUUAUGAUGUAAUAGGCCCUUGCUUUGGAACCCAAAGGCACUAUGACCUUGAAGUACGGGGUAACUUCAGCGCAACUCUUGAUCUAGGUAGCGGCUUUGACUACAGUUUUGAUGAAGAUUCUGACUUCUCUGAGAAAAUGUUUUUUGAAUUGGAUGAACUCGAAGUAUUCAAGGCUAACUUAGUCUGACACAGAACCCCUUGCUUAAGAUAAUCAGAUUAACAACAACAACAAUCUUUUUUUCCUUACAAGCUAUUGCAAAGAAUAUUGAAAAUAAAACUAACGUAUUGGAUGCCUGGAAUAACCAUUGGGGACUAGUGGAAAUAGGCAGCCAGUUGCCAUCAGCGUUACAUUAUAUGAAAUUUGAUUAGAGAGAACUCAUCUUUUUUACCAUCGAAGCGGCCUAUUCCAAUAUCUUAGGUUGUAGUACGGGUGAAAAGGCGAGGAACGCAAAUUAACUAAUGCAACAGUAAGUAAACAAAAUUGAAUUAUCCUUGGUAUAAUAAACAACGAACCAGAUGAUUAGAUCGCCGUUAAAAAAUAAUAUUUUUAAGAUCAACUUGCAACAGCUUUCUGAAUCUUGUAAUUCAGUGGUUUUAGUUUUUUUUAACUAAAUUUGCAAAGUGACCGGUACAAGUAGCAGUUGCUUUAUAAAUACAUAGAUUGUGUGAAAUAUUAGGCGUCACUGAAAGAUACCCCACCCAUAAAAACCGUAACUCCUUUAAAAUCUCAGACAUGGGCAGAUUACAUUACUUUGUAACACUGCUUGCCAUGAGUACUUUACAUCGUUUUCAUAAAAGUUAGACUCAAAGUUACAGAUUUGUGUAAAUUAAUCGCCGGUCGACUCGCCGAC